Danio aesculapii is the source of this 2449-nucleotide messenger RNA. RefSeq names its product dopamine receptor D3 (gene drd3). Gene Ontology annotation, biological process: adenylate cyclase-activating adrenergic receptor signaling pathway. Gene Ontology annotation, molecular function: dopamine neurotransmitter receptor activity, coupled via Gi/Go; G protein-coupled receptor activity. Gene Ontology annotation, cellular component: membrane. NCBI's taxonomy places the organism in Eukaryota, Metazoa, Chordata, Actinopteri, Cypriniformes, Danionidae. The coding region runs from base 428 to 1846 and encodes 472 amino acids. The transcript is spliced from 8 exons. The record is from RefSeq and is a predicted model, not a curated record.
GAUCACAGCCUGAGUGCGAACAGCGUAGACAUCCUUAGGAAAUCGUCGGAGGAACGCGAAUACCUUUAGAGCCCUGACAUGAUGUGCAAUUGGGAAUUUUGAGAUGCUGUUUUGUUCUUUCACCUACCCGGAUUCCCUUCAAAAUAUAUUUGCUUAACCACCAACCAGUGAACUAAUGAAAGCAGAGACGCCUCGUGCGUAAAGGAGCUUUUGGAGAUGGCGCGGAGCUUUUAACCAUCCUUACGAAUCAGGCUGUUCGCGAAACCAUUUUGGGCAUAUUCAGUGCUCAAAAGCAUCGCGUGUAAGCAUAUUUAAAGCUGUGUAUUAUUAAGUUUUGCAUACGCGGUAAGCAUGGAGUCCCUUCCUCUGCAGCAACGGCGAAGGGCGAAUGGACCAAUAAGUUUAACCUCAAGGAAAGUGCGUUCAGAUGGGGUUCUGUUUCGGUUCUUCGCUGGAGAAGCUUAACAGAUCUUCCACACUUAUGGCAAUGUUUAGCAGUGGUGAAUGGCUCUGGAAUGACUCUGAGCAUUCAUUUACCCCUGGGGGAAACUACAGCCCAGCAUCGGGUGUUGAAGAAGCGAAGAGGAAUUAUUAUGCCAUGCUCUAUUCCCUACUCAUCCUGGCUAUCGUGUUUGGGAAUGUUCUGGUGUGCAUUGCUGUGCUUCGAGAGAGAGCUCUUCAGACCACCACCAACUACCUGGUGGUUAGUCUGGCAGUGGCUGAUCUGUUGGUUGCCUCGUUGGUCAUGCCUUGGGCAGUUUAUUUGGAAGUGGUCGGCGGAGCUUGGCUUUUCAGUCGCCUGUACUGCAAUGUCUUUGUGACCCUGGAUGUGAUGAUGUGCACCGCAAGUAUACUCAAUCUGUGUGCCAUCAGCAUCGACAGGUAUACAGCUGUGGUGAUGCCCGUGUUAUACAACACCACCCACAGCUCCCGCAAAAGGGUUUCAGUCAUGAUUGCCACGGUUUGGGUCCUCGCCUUUGCCGUCUCCUGCCCUCUACUGUUUGGAUUCAACACUACAGAUGACCCUGCAGUGUGCUCAAUUUCGAACCCUGAUUUUGUUAUCUACUCCUCUGUGGUGUCGUUUUACUUGCCGUUUGCGGUGACUCUUCUGGUCUAUGUGCGCAUUUACAUCUUUCUCAGAAGGAGGAGGAAGAAAAUCACCUUCCGCCAAGGCAGUGGCAAAGUUCAGCCAGCAUCCGCUCCGCCAUCAGUGGAGACGUGUUUACAAGACGACGCUCACAAAGAGAAAAGAGACCUUUCCCCCAUCAGGAUCAAUGUGAUAACUGAAUGCAAGGAGCAGGUGAUCCGUCCGAGGCUCCUAGCCAACUGUCUGAGGCGCAAACGGCCUCAAACUGCACCUGCCGAGAACUCGCUGCUGCCUCCGGUGAUCACGCUGAAUUACUGCAGCAUUAGCCAGGCAUCCUUUGCUCGCACUGAACAAGAUGCAAACCGCGAGGGGGAGGAAGGUGGGGAUGAGGAGCAGGUGCCGGUGAGGAGCUGUGAAGUGAAGAAGUUGGCAAACGGACGCACGCACACAAGCCUGCGGCCGCCCCGGGCUGCACACGCCAUGGUUUGCCCCAGUCAGGCCCGCUGCAGAAGUAUGCACUCCAAGGAAAAGAAAGCCACGCAGAUGUUGGCCAUCGUUCUGGGGGUUUUUCUUAUUUGCUGGCUGCCUUUCUUUGUGACCCACAUCCUCAACACUCAUUGCAGAGCAUGUCACAUUCCUCCUGAGGUCUACAGCGCCUUCACUUGGCUCGGCUACGUCAACAGUGCUCUCAAUCCCGUCAUCUACACCACCUUCAACAUUGAGUUUCGCAGAGCCUUCAUUAAAAUCCUGAGCUGCUAAUCCAUUGGCUAUACUCCCAUAAAACGUUUGAUGCGCCUUUCAGACACUGUGGAUGCCAUUUUGGGAAGCAAAGUUCCAUAUGCAGAGGAUAUAUAAAAAGACUGUCUGAAUGUGCUCGAGGUGAUUUCACAGUCACUAUAAAGUGCACUACGCUUGCAAUCAGUGGAUAAGAAUUGAUUGAAAUCUUCUUCAAGUUCACAGGAGUACCAGUUGGUGCUUUACAUCCGACGUCAAAGCCUAGAAGAUCACUUUGUGUUCUCCAUCUCAGCACCUUGCCGCAUGUGGGCAAAUCCUGAGCUCAUUGUGUGUUUGCAUGUGUCUCUCCAUGGAUUAAGCUGAGAUGAGUUUUGCCUGAAACACCAGUUGAAACACAGCGGGGAAAACUGCAGUUUAUGUGGCUAUAAAAGGAUAGUGAUUUGUCAAAGGGACCAUAAAACAGGUGGACCAAAAAAGUGCGAAGGUAAAAGAUUGAAGACUGUGUUGUGCUUUUAUUGGAUUCGUGAAACAACUGCAUAUCAGAAGAGGUUAAGAAAAAAAAAAGGAAAUGGUUGUGAUUGUUAUGGAUGAAACAUGAUUAUAUUCCAUGAAUUAAAGCUACAUUGA